CAAAAAACUGUUUGCGAGACUAGCACGCGAGAAAUCAUUUUCCGAGAUGGAACAUUCACCUAGCGAGUAUAUACGAUGUUUAGAAUUUUUUUCUGGGAUAGGCGGUUUGCAUUAUGCUUUCAUUCUAUCCGAAACUAAAGGAGAAGUUGUUGCAAGUUUUGAUAUAAAUAUUAUUGCAAAUUCCGUAUAUAAACAUAAUUUUGGGAAAGAUCCUAUUACUAAAGCAAUAGAUUCUUUGGUUAUUAAAGAUAUUGAGAAAUACAAAGCUAAUUGUUGGUUAAUGAGUCCACCAUGUCAACCUUAUACAAGAGGGGGAAGAUAUUUAGAUGAUAAAGAUCAAAGAGCAAAGGGAUUACUACAUUUAAUAGAUAUUUUGCCUAAAUUAUCAGAUCCUCCUAAUUAUGUCUUUCUUGAGAAUGUUUUGAAUUUCGAGAAAUCAAAAUGUCGAGAAAAAUUAGUUACUCAACUGUGUUUAAUGAAUUAUGAAAUAACAGAAUGCUUAUUAACUCCAUUACAAUUCGGAAUUCCUAACGAUAGGUUGAGAUAUUAUUUAUUGGCAAAAAAACGAUCUGAUUUAAAGGAUUUGAUUGUACCUCAUGAAUUUUUGGAGAAUGCUGUAAUUCAUUUAACUUGGCCGUUACCAAAUAUGCUAAAGAAAAAUUAUCAACAAGAAGAUUAUUCUAAUAUAUUUAAUAUUCCUCCAUUGAGCUCAUAUUUAGAAGAAUUAGAAGAAGAAGGGAUUAAAAAGCAUUUGUCAUAUGGUAGCCAUCAUAUAUAUUCCAGCGGAAGCUUGAUUCAAACAAAAAAUUUGGAGUUUACAAAUUAUAAUUUUGAAAAUCCAUCAUCUUUAUUAGAUAUUGAGUUGAGAUAUUUUACACCUGAAGAGGUUGCAAAUUUACAUGCGUUUCCUAUUAAAUUACAACAUUUUAAAGUGGUAACUUUUUUUGAAAAUCCAUUAAAUGAAGCAACUUAUCAUGAAACAUCAAUUCCAAAAUCAUAUAAUUUUUCGAAAAAUAAUUAUAAAGGAUCAUCUUUUGAAUUUCCUGAGAAUAUUAGUACGCUGCAAAAAUAUAAACUGUUGGGAAAUUCUUUGAAUUGUUUUGUUAUAUCAGAAUUAUUAAGAUGUAUACUAUUUUUAUCAUAA
Messenger RNA from Funneliformis mosseae, 1144 nucleotides. The record is from the annotation of a GenBank genome assembly. NCBI's taxonomy places the organism in Eukaryota, Fungi, Glomeromycota, Glomeromycetes, Glomerales, Glomeraceae.